Messenger RNA from Wickerhamiella sorbophila, 1335 nucleotides. Its product is annotated as tRNA (adenine(58)-N(1))-methyltransferase non-catalytic subunit TRM6. Gene Ontology annotation, cellular component: tRNA (m1A) methyltransferase complex; nucleus. Lineage: Eukaryota; Fungi; Ascomycota; Dipodascomycetes; Dipodascales; Trichomonascaceae. Gene Ontology annotation, biological process: tRNA methylation. Bases 1 to 1335 code for a protein of 444 amino acids. The record is from RefSeq and is a predicted model, not a curated record. The transcript has a single exon.
AUGGAGCCGCUAAAUAUUCAAGCGAAUCAGCUGAUUCUUUUAAGACUGCCCUCACAAAACAUCAAGGUUGUGAAAGUCGAGCCGGGCAGUAUCAUUUCACUAGGCAAGUUUGGCUCGUUUAGGGCCGACGACAUUAUCGGCGAUCCAUUCGGAUUUACCUACGAAAUUGAUUCCGGUAUGAAGCUAAGUCUAGUUGAUAACACUAUUGAGUUUGAUGAAGACGACCAGAUGGGAGCAGAGCAGGCCAUGACGGGUCACAAGAUCACUGCGACGGGCAUGCAGCAGCUGACGUCUGAAGAGAUCGAAGCCCUCAAGAGCCAAGGUGUUUCCGGCGCGGAGAUUAUUGCCAAAGUCAUGGAGGGACAUGCUGCCUUCGAGCACAAAACCGAGUACUCCAAAGAAAAGUAUCUGAAGCGCAAAAAGCAGAAGUUUCUCCAGCAGUUCACGCCUUAUGCGAUCGGCAGCACCGAGCUGAUUGAUAUUUAUUUGGACAAGGAUCCCACACGGAUUUACAAUCUUAGCCCUGAAACUCUAGCCCUAGCUCUGAAUAUGGGCAACAUCCGUCCUGGCGGCAACUACCUUGUUGUUGACGAAACUCCCGGCGUGCUUGUUGCAGCCAUCCUCGAACGCAUAGGAGGAGAGGGCACGAUUACCCUAGUUCACGAGAACGAGCAUCCUAAUCUCGACUGUCUCAAGUACCUUGUUCUUAGCGAGGAAGAGCGCGAGCGAAUGAUCAAGACCAUCAAUUGGCUCGAGCUGUUUCACCCCGAGGAGUCGGAGCCUGUGCGAACAAAGACGGCAGAAGAACUGGAGGACCUCAAGCCGUCCCAUCGCCGACAGUAUUACAGAGCGAAACAACGCGAAGAAAAUCACAAAGAAAUUCUGAAACGAGCCGACACUUGUGGUUUUGAUGCUUUGAUGGUAAUGACCCUCCUGGAUCUGCCGACGCUAAUCCCGCAGCUGCUGCGGUUUGUGGGCGGAUCGCGUCCGAUUGUACUGUACUCCGAGUUCAAAGAAGUGCUUGUGGAAACGACGCUGGCUUUGCAGAAAGAGAACCGAGUUUUGGCCCCCACUAUCAUGGAGACUCGUGUUCGUAAAUACCAGACGUUACCUGGCCGUAUUCACCCCCUCAUGACUUCGCGGGGAUACGGCGGCUAUUUGCUCAGUGCGUUGAGAGUGCACCCGAACCGAGCAGUCAACGCUGUAGGCAAGAUAAGCAACCGGCGAAAAAAGGCGAAAACCACCGCCUCUGCCACACCAACCCCUGAGCCCGCUCAAAUUGCACCUGUAGAUGGCCAGGAAAUCAGUCCAGACACACCGGCAAUCGAUGCAUAA